This is a messenger RNA of Rhododendron vialii, 1885 nucleotides long. RefSeq lists its product as uncharacterized. The record is from RefSeq and is a predicted model, not a curated record. The coding region runs from base 156 to 1430 and encodes 424 amino acids. The transcript is spliced from 4 exons. NCBI's taxonomy places the organism in Eukaryota, Viridiplantae, Streptophyta, Magnoliopsida, Ericales, Ericaceae.
GUGUUUAGCUCCCCCACCUGCCAUCAUCACCACUCACCAUUACCCCCUACGAAAAAAUUUUCAGUGCUCUCUCUCUCUCUCUCUUCAAAGCAUCUCAUCCUAACCCAACUCCCCUUCUGCUCUCUCUCUCUCUCUCUCUCUCUUCAGUCUCCACAAUGGGGUCUCGAAUCCCAUCCCACCAACUCAGCAACGGCCUCUACGUCUCCGGCCGCCCCAACCACCACCACCUCAAACACCCCCUCCCCACCUUGCCGCCGCGCUCCGCCGUCCCCUACACCGGCAGCGACGCCAAGAACUCCGGUGAACUCGCCAAAAUGUUCGACAUAUCCUCCUCCACCCUCGACCACCAAAACCCACCUCCCUUAAAACUCUCUCGCUCCUCCACGUCAUCCUCCUCCCAGCCCAACAGCGGCUCCUUCCGGUCCGGCCCACACUCCGGCCCAAAGAAAACCUCCGGGCCCAUCAUGACCCAGCUCCAGCCCACCGGCCUGAUCACCUCCGGCCGACUCGGCUCCUCAGCUAGCAGCCGGUCCGAGCCGGCGGCCGGGUCGGGCAAGAAGCCGGUUUACGGGCCGGCGGUGACAAACCUAAACGGGGAAGUGAGGUUGGGGUUCAAGGUGUCGAAGGCGGUAAUGUGGGUGGUUUUUGUUGCGGCGGUGAUGGUGGUUGUGGUGGGGGCGUUUUUGAUGGUGGCGGUGGAGAGGAAGGAGGAGGUGGCGGUCGCCGCGGGAGGGGUUUUGGCGGUGGUGGUGGCGGUGGGGGUGUGGAAUUGUGCGUGGAAGGAGAAGGGGUUGGUGGGGUUCUUGAGGAGGUAUCCUGAUGAUGAGCUUAGAGGUGCUGUUGAUGGGCAGUAUGUGAAGGUUACUGGGGUUGUUACUUGUGGAAGUAUUCCUCUUGAAUCGUCCUUCCAAAAGGUACCCAGAUGCGUAUAUGUUUCCACAAAAUUGUACGAGUAUAGAGGGUGGAGAGGAAAAUCUGCAAAACCUAAACACCGUUUCUUCUCAUGGGGUUGUAGACAUGUAGAGAAAUAUGUGGCUGAUUUUUACGUAUCAGACUUCCAAUCUGGAUUUAGAGCUCAAGUAAAAACAGGCUAUGGAGCUAGGGUUGCACCGUUUGUCAAACCAUCAACAACAGUUGAUAUUACAAAGGAAAAUCGAGAGUUGUCUCCGAGCUUUCUACGAUGGCUUACUGACCGCAGCCUGUCAAGUGAUGACCGUAUAAUGCGCCUCGAAGAAGGGUAUAUCAAGGAAGGAAGCACAGUGACUGUAAUGGGGGUUGUCAGACGCCACGAUAAUGUUCUCAUGAUCGUUCCGCCAGCAGAGCCUGUUUCAACAGGCUGUCAGUGGGCCCGCUGUCUCCUCCCGACAUAUAUCGAAGGGCUUAUUUUGACAUGUGACGAAAGUCAAACUGCCGAUGUGAUUCCCGUGUGAAUAUUAUGCUCUUAAUGUAACCCUUCUUUUGCAACCGGCCAUGAGUAAGUGUUGAAAGGUUGACAAAGAUGGAACAUUGAGCCACACCCAACCAAUCUGUUCAUACCUUUUGAAGUCUUAAAUGUCUGUAAAUGGCCUUGAAGGCGCAGAAAAGCACAUUUUAAGGAUCUUCUAGUUGGGGAGUUAUACGCUUUGUGGUUCUAAUGGAGAUCAAGAUGGAACAUUGAGCCACACCCAACCAAUCUGUUCAUACCUUUUGAAGUCUUAAAUGUCUGUAAAUGGCCUUGAAGGCCAGAAAAGCACAUUUUAGGGAUUGUCUAGUUGGGGAGAUAUAUACGCUUUGAAAAUGCCGUAUUGAGAUAAUUCUGUUGUAUGUAGCUCAUUUUUUGUACGUAUUGGAAAUUUGUUCUUUGUUUUCUACAUGUAUAUACAGUUUAUGCAUGCUUUCUCCUGAA